This is a messenger RNA of Pocillopora verrucosa, 1929 nucleotides long. RefSeq lists its product as uncharacterized. NCBI's taxonomy places the organism in Eukaryota, Metazoa, Cnidaria, Anthozoa, Scleractinia, Pocilloporidae. The record is from RefSeq and is a predicted model, not a curated record.
ACUCCUCACAUCCGCUUGAUGUUUUUUGUUAGCACCUGAAUCCGUUUCUUUUUCAAACAGGAGGAAUAUUAAUUGGUUAUUUACCCCUUUUCCUCGAAUUUAUUCGAUUAUCGAACUCUCAAAUGUCUUGGCACGAAAACAAAUAUGUGACAAACAUCAUUGACCGCCGCUGAAAAACAACAGAUAAUAAUACGUUCCUGAACGAUUCAGAUGUCCACUCAUUCAGGCUGGCAGUGAUACGUCCGCAUCAGAGAAAAGAGAAAUUUCUUUUUUCUCUAUUGACGGAGAAGAAUCAUAAGGAAGAGCAUUUCAUUUACAUUUGUUAAAGACAGCCAGGAUAGGUUGAGAUCUAGCAAACAGUGUUUUGCUGCAUGUGGCGCUUACACCUGGAGUUGUCAAUGAGGAAACUCUGCUCGUGGCUAUUUUAUUCAAAGAGUGUGUCUAUUAUCGUUAGCUAAAAGACUCCUCCGCUCGCUGUUCUUUGGAGAUUAGGCGUACUGGCGAACCUCAUCAUGUUGUGAUUUCUGAAAGUGAAGGAUUGGCAUGGACAAUAAAACUACUUCUUUGCCGACAACGGCGGUGCAAGAGAAAGAAAUUCCCUUUUGGAUGGUAGUUGUAUGGUGUGUGGCUGGUUUCCUCGCAGUUACUAUGAUCAUAGUGGGUAUUUACUAUAGCUACUUUGUUUGCUGCCAAACUCGGAAGAAGCGUAAAAAUAAAAGACCACAUGCAAAGCACCAAAAUUUGAGACACCCAGUGGAUGUAUAUCCCAGAGCAUUCAUCGAACAACUGCAUGACAGUGAAACCAACUCUAGAGCCAUGUUCUCGCCGUCAUUCGUGGAUAAUAUGAGAAUUCCCCGUGCAAUGGAGGUUAAAAUUAUAGAAUCGGUGAACAGUAUAAACAACACUCAUCCCCUUCCUCAGCUCAACUCACCAUGUCUUUCACCCAAACGCAGUAACAGUAAGGAGCAUUUAAGUCCAGAGAUGUUUUCCCUUCCCAAGGGAAGGAUGCCGCCAUCGAGACAACAGUCUUUUAGAUAUUCGAACAUGACCACUGAAGAGUCCAACGAGAGAAUUUACAGAGAGAAGAUGCUAGUAUCUGAGUUAAGGGAGAAACUUCGUCAUCAAAAUAUGAUUGAUGAGUAAGGAACCAGCGAAUGUUAAACGAGGCGAUGACAAUCGCAGCACGAUUACAAUCCAUGGACGAGAGAAAUUAAAGAGAGAGGCUACUGUAUUUGGGUGGAGGAAGUAGCGAUUUAAUUCAAAAGAGAAUAUGGAGGAAGACCCGAUGAGCAAUCCAAGAUAAGUAAUGCAAUGAAAUAAGAGCGACUUGCAGGAAAGAGAUCAACACCUUGGGUUUAGGUCAAAUGAAACCAUCAGUCAAGGACAAAGCUAUGAAUUUCUAAUAUGAGGGUCGUAUGAGAUUUAAGGGAUCGAAAAAACAAACAAUUAUUAAAAGGAUGAAGGAUAAACAUAGGUAACUAUAUCGUAUCGACAUUGAGAGGACUGAUGGGUCAAUAGCCGUCAUUUGCCACCGGCAUGCGAAUGACGUGCGAAACUAGCCUCCGACGCCGAAAAUCUAGAAACCGGGUAAAGUAUGAACUCCGAAGCUGCCUUAAAGGGAAAGACUUGAUUAUCCUUAUUAGUCAAAGACGUUGUUAAAAACAAGUGAAUGUAACUAUAGUGAGACUCGAAUUACUGCCUUCCAAAGUAGGCAAGGACUUAAACGCUACUAGAGACAGAAACAAAUGCUCGAGAGAAAUGCAGUUCCAUUGUUUUGACGUUUUCUUAGGCUUCGCCUCCUGAAAUCUCAAAAUGCCCAGUGUCUUUUAUGAAGCUCCCCAAGGGAGAUGAAAAUAGAGGCUGGUAAGGAGUCUCCUUAUGCCCAACAUAUAUUAACAAGGAGAUUCUCCUCAAUAAAUACCAUAUUUA